Quercus lobata is the source of this 624-nucleotide messenger RNA. RefSeq lists its product as uncharacterized. NCBI's taxonomy places the organism in Eukaryota, Viridiplantae, Streptophyta, Magnoliopsida, Fagales, Fagaceae. The record is from RefSeq and is a predicted model, not a curated record. Gene Ontology annotation, molecular function: nucleic acid binding; RNA-DNA hybrid ribonuclease activity. Bases 1 to 624 code for a protein of 207 amino acids. The transcript has a single exon.
AUGGAUUUGCUAUGGUUGCUGAAAUUUCAACUCAAGUUGGAAGUUGAGUCAUUGGCGCUGGUUGCUGUGAUAGCUUGGUGUCUCUGGUAUUCGUGGAAUCAGGUGCAUCUGGGAGGUGCUCAGCAAUCGGCUUGGCAUAUUUUCCAGUGGGCAUGGACAUAUUUGGAAGAGUUUCAACUUGCAAAUCAUCUCCCUACCCAGCCUCGGUUUGUGUCAGAAGUACUGUGGUCGCCUCCAAAACCCCUUUGGUUUAAAGUAAACAUCGACAGUGCGGUCUUUUCUUCUCUCAAAUCUGUGGGUGUAGGCAUUGUGGUUCGAGAUCAGUGGGGUAACGUUGCUGCAGCGAUGAGUAAGUUGGUCAAUGCUCCGUUGGGUCCACUUGAAACGGAAGCAAUGGUUAUGGAGGAGGCUAUCCAGUUUGCUAGAGAUACUGGUUUUCUUGACGUUAUUUUUGAAAGUGACUCUUUGUCUAUGAUUCAGUCCCUUAAUGGUAGUCUUAUUCCUCCUGCUAGCAUUGUCAACAUUAUCUCAGGUUCUCUUCAAGCCAUUCGCUACUUCGGGCAGGUGGAAUUUGUCUAUGUCCCUCGCACAGGUAAUAAAGCAGCUCAUGGCCUAGCUCAGUGA